CCUAUUAUCAUAUAGCCAGAUGGAGUUGACCAAUCAGAGGCCCCCAUUUCCUAUGGGUUAUCAGGCCGUAACCUGAAAAGUGGGCGGUUAUUAGAAUAACCGCCCACUUUUUGGACCGCACCAUUAUAGAGGGGACAGGACGCUAAUACUAGUGUUACGUAUUUAUCGAUUAUAUCUAUUAAACAGCGUAUUGUACUUUAUUUCGAACAAUUUAUGUUAAACUACAACACAAUUAAUAGAUAUAAAUGAUAUUUAAACUGAAAAAGAUUAAAACAGAUUUACAACACCCCCGCCAAAAGUGGUCUGUUUCAUUACGUCACCGCAGAUCCAGAUAUCGGACGAUUUUAUUUUUGCUGGACGCCAUCUUUUUUUUGCAUUCGAACCGCAAGUUUGUGAGCUUUUUGUUGGUAUUUUCGUCGUUUCUGUCGGCUAUGGACGGCGAGGUACCGCAGUUCUACGUGGAAGAGGUAUCUGAGAGAGAUCUUGACGCGUUGUUGAGGCCCUGGGAGGCCGAAACAGAACCUGAACAGCAGCCAGAACCUGAAGGCGCAGCGGAGAACACCACUGCCCGCUUCGCGACUUUAGAUGGAGAACAACUGGACGAGAUAGAAGGGGGAAGGGUGGAGAAAACCACCGAGAAGUCUACUAGGUGGGGCGUCAAGAUUUUCAAAGCAUGGCUACAGGAACGAGACCAUGACACAGCAUUUGAGCAGCUACCACCUGAGGAGUUGGCAGGUCUACUGAGACAGUUCUAUGGAGAGGUGCGCAAAGAUGACGGUACCCCAUAUGCUAAGGCAUCUUAUGCAUGUUUGAGAGCAGCCAUUCACCGCCACCUCACAGGACCACCCUACCACUGCAAGUACAACAUUUUGAAAGAUAAGGAGUUCCAAGCAGCUAAUAAUCUGUACAUCGGAGUGCUUAAGCAACUGAAGAGAGAUGGCAAGGACACUUGCAAGAGUUAUCCACCCAUCCUGGCAAGCGAUCUAAGAAAGAUGUUUGAAACAAAGAUUUUGAGUGUUGAUAACCCAUUGGCUCUCCAACGUCUUGUAUACUUCUACCUUGCGUAUUACCUGUGUAGACGAGGCAGGGAAAACCUCAGAAACUUUCAAAAGAAUGACUUUGUAGCCCACAUGGACGGAGGAAAGAAGUACUACACUUUGAAGUACAACGAGCACCAAAAGAAUCACCCUGGGCAUCUAUCCGGCGAUGCUCAGCCAACACAAAGACUGUAUGCUUCUCCCAAUAACACGCGUCCCUGCCCAGUGCAGGUGUUUGAACUGUACUGUAGUAAGCUGAAAAACAGCUGUCCAUACCUGUUCCAGAGACCAAAUCUACAGUGGAAGCCAGAGACCAAUGCCGAGUGGUACUAUGGUCAACCUUUAGGCCAUAACAAGCUUGGUUCAAUGAUGCGCGACAUUUCUCGGGCUGCGGGGUUAAGCAAACCCUACACUAACCACAGUGUCAGGGUUACGGCUAUUCAGGCACUAGACCAGGCCGGGUUUGAAGCAAGAGUAAUCAUGAGCAUAUCCGGCCACCGAAAUGAGUCGUCAAUAAGAAAAUACACUCAUGAUUCAACUGACAAGCAGAAAAAAGAUUGUUCCAGUGCACUAGGAGCAGCGCUUGAUGUAGACUCUCCUAACACAUGUGCCCCAGGAGAAGAGAAUGCUUCCUGCAGUCUGCAAUCUGUGCCGCGACCGGCUGGUAUCGACACACGUGCUCCAGGAGAAAGGAAUGAUUCCGGCAGUCUGCAGUCUGUGCCGCGACAGACUGGUAUCGACACACGUGCUCCAGAAGGGAAUGCUUCCUGCAGUCUGCAAUCUGUGCCGCGACCGGCUGGUAUCGACACACGUGCUCCAGGAGAAAGGAAUGAUUCCGGCAGUCUGCAGUCUGUGCCGCGACAGACUGGUAUCGACACACGUGCUCCAGAAGGGAAUGCUUCCUGCAGUCUACAAUCUGUGCCGCGACCGGCUGGUAUCGACACACGUGCUCCAGGAGAAAGGAAUGAUUCCGGCAGUCUGCAGUCUGUGCCGCGACAGACUGGUAUCGACACACGUGCUCCGGGAGAAAGGAAUGCUUCCUACAGUCUGCAAUCUAUGGCACAGUUAUUUGGUGGCCAAGUCCACUUUAAUGGUCCAGUUGCAUUCAACUUCAAGUAAAUAGAUAAUUGAUGUGCACAUAUAUUUGUUAUAUUUAAAGCCUUAGAACUGAACAAGAUCCAAACAUUACGUAAUGUUAAAAUGUCUUGUUCAAAUUGAUUGAAUAUCAUCUUUUUUAAAUGUGUAACUAUAUCAUAGGUUUGAAUAGCAACACACGUGUCCCAGCAGAAUGGAAUGCUUCCUACAGUCUGCAAUCUAUGGCACAGUUAUUUGGUGGCCAAGUCCACUUUAAUGGUCCAGUUGCAUUCAACUUCAAAUAAUAUAGUUAAUUGAUGUAUUUAUUAUAUUUAAAGCCUUAGAACUGAACUAUAUCCAAACAUUACGUAAUGUUAAAAUGUCUUGUUCAAAUUGAUUGAAUAUCAUUUUUCUAAAUGUAUAACUAUAACAUAGGUUUGAAUAGCAACACACGUGUCCCAGCAGAAUGGAAUGCUUCCUACAGUCUGCAAUCUAUGGCACAGUUAUUUGGUGGCCAAGUCCACUUUAAUGGUCCAGUUGCAUUCAACUUCAAGUAAAUAGAUAAUUGAUGUGCACAUAUAUUUGUUAUAUUUAAAGCCUUAGAACUGAACAAGAUCCAAACAUUACGUAAUGUUAAAAUGUCUUGUUCAAAUUGAUUGAAUAUCAUCUUUUUUAAAUGUAUAACUAUAACAUAGGUUUGAAUAGCAACACACGUGUCCCAGCAGAAUGGAAUGCUUCCUACAGUCUGCAAUCUAUGGCACAGUUAUUUGGUGGCCAAGUCCACUUUAAUGGUCCAGUUGCAUUCAACUUCAAAUAAUAUAGUUAAUUGAUGUAUUUAUUAUAUUUAAAGCCUUAGAACUGAACUAGAUCCAAACAUUACGUAAUGUUAAAAUGUCUUGUUCAAAUUGAUUGAAUAUCAUUUUUUCUAAAUGUGUAACUAUAAUUUAGGAUUGAAUAGCAAACUCGUGUCCCAGCAGAAUGGAAUGCUUUGUACAGUGUGCAGUCCAUGUUAGAGUUACAUGGGGACCAAGUCUAUUGUGAUGGUCCAGUUGCAUUUAACAAGUAACAUAAUGAAUUAACAUCUUUGUUAGUAUUUAAAGCCUUGAAACCGACCUUGAUCCAAACAUUAUUACUGUUCACAUUCCUUCAAAUUUAUUGCAUAUGUACAACUAUAAUUUAGGAUUGAAUAGCAGCACACGUGUCCCAGCAGAAAGGAAUGCUUUGUACAGUGUGCAGUCCAUGUUAGAGUUACAUGGGGACCAAGUCUAUUGUGAUGGUCCAGUUGCAUUUAACAAGUAACAUAAUGAAUUAACAUCUUUGUUAGUAUUUAAAGCCUUGAAACCGACCUUGAUCCAAACAUUAUUACUGUUCACAUUCCUUCAAAUUUAUUGAUAUGUACAACUAUAACUUAGGAUUGAAUAGCAGCACACGUGUCCCAGCAGAAGGGAAUUUGUCAUUAUGUUAAGCCUUGGAAGUCUUGAAU
Messenger RNA from Branchiostoma floridae (Florida lancelet), 3594 nucleotides. RefSeq lists its product as uncharacterized. The record is from RefSeq and is a predicted model, not a curated record. NCBI's taxonomy places the organism in Eukaryota, Metazoa, Chordata, Leptocardii, Amphioxiformes, Branchiostomatidae. Gene Ontology annotation, molecular function: DNA binding. Gene Ontology annotation, biological process: DNA integration; DNA recombination. Bases 246 to 2156 code for a protein of 636 amino acids. The transcript has 2 exons.